Molecule: messenger RNA, 4138 nt
Organism: Phalacrocorax carbo (great cormorant)
Lineage: Eukaryota; Metazoa; Chordata; Aves; Suliformes; Phalacrocoracidae
Source: RefSeq, a predicted model, not a curated record
UUUCUUUGUCUUGCAGAGAGAUGCCAAGGGCCAGUACCUGUUCGACCUUCUCUGCCACCACCUGAACCUGCUGGAGAAGGACUACUUCGGCAUUCGGUUUGUGGACCCCGACAAGCAAAGGCAUUGGCUGGAGUUUACCAAGUCGGUUGUGAAGCAGAUGAGAGCCCAGCCUCCCUUCACCAUGUGCUUCCGUGUGAAGUUUUAUCCCACGGACCCCGCCGCUCUGAAGGAGGAGAUCACCAGGUAUUUAGUCUUCCUGCAGAUCAAAAGGGAUCUCUACCACGGCCGUCUUCUCUGCAAGACUUCGGAUGCUGCUUUGUUGGCCGCCUAUAUCCUUCAAGCUGAGAUCGGGGACUACGACCCGGGGAAGCACCCGGAAGGCUACAGCUCCAAGUUCCAGUUCUUCCCCAAACACUCGGAGAAGCUGGAGAGGAAGAUUGCGGAGAUCCACAAGUCGGAGCUGAGUGGACAGACACCAGCUACUUCAGAGCUGAAUUUUCUCAGGAAAGCCCAGACUCUGGAGACCUACGGGGUUGACCCACACCCUUGCAAGGACGUGUCGGGGAACGCGGCGUUUUUGGCCUUCACUCCCUUCGGUUUUGUUGUUCUGCAGGGAAACAAGAGAGUUCACUUCAUCAAGUGGAACGAGGUGACCAAAAUGAAAUUCGAGGGGAAGACUUUCUAUUUAUACGUAAGUCAGAAGGAGGAAAAGAAAAUUGUUCUUACGUACUUUGCCCCAACACCAGAAGCCUGCAAGCACCUCUGGAAGUGCGGGAUAGAAAACCAGGCUUUCUACAAGUUGGAGAAGUCAAGCCAGGUCCGGACAGUGUCCAGCAGCAACUUGUUCUUCAAGGGAAGCCGGUUCCGAUACAGUGGCCGCGUUGCAAAGGAGGUGAUGGAGUCCAGUGCCAAGAUCAAGAGGGAGCCCCCCGAGAUUCACCGGGCAGGGCUGGUGCCGAGCCGGAGCUGCCCCUCCAUCACCCACGGCCCCCGCCUGAGCAGCGUGCCCCGCACCCGCAGGAGAGCCGUGCACAUCUCCAUCAUGGAAGGCCUGGAGUCUCUGCGCGACAGCGCCCACUCGACGCCGGUGCGCUCGGCCUCCCACGGCGACGCCUUCGUGGCCCCCGGCCGGAGCGGCCGCGCCGAGAGCAGCGAGCGGGUGGCCGUCAUCGCCGACGAGAACUACAGCCCGGCGGACAGCGUGCUGCCCACGCCGGUGGCCGAGCACAGCCUGGAGCUGAUGCUGCUCUCGCGGCAGGCGAACGGGGCCCCGUGCAGCAUCGAGGAGGAGAAGGAGUCGGAGGCCGGCACGCCGGCGGCGGCCGAGGCGGAGGAGGGCGGCGAGCUGCGGGCCCUGUGCCCGGGCGCCGGCGGCCUCGGGGCGGCGCAGGCGGAACAGGUGAAUAAGUUUGUUUUAAGUGUCCUCCGUUUGCUCCUUGUGACAGUUGGACUCCUCUUUGUUUUGCUCCUCCUCCUCAUCGUCCUUACCGAGUCCGACCUUGACACUGCCUUUUUCCGUGAUAUCCGCCAGACCCCCGAGUUCGAGCAGUUCCAUUACCAAUACUUUUGUCCCCUCAGGCGAUGGUUUGCCUGCAAAGUCCGCGCCGUGGUAAGCCUGCUCAUUGACACCUGAAGGCAGGAGUCGCCACGUAACUAGCCGGGGGCCUGGGGAGAGACCUGCCGCCGUCCCCCGCGCGCGGGACCCGCCGGGGCGCCUUCGGCACACACACACUAAUCCUCCCUUCCCGACCCAGAGCACGGCGCGGCCGAGGAGGCGGCUUUCCGGGAGGAAGAGGUGGGGGGGUGGGCGCAGCCCCCCGGGCCUCCUCCUCCCCGCGCUGCUCCCACCCCUGGAGCCCGCACAACACUUCACCAUUUCGAUUCUCACAGGCGCGCGUACGCCUUCGGGAGCACCGAGCAGAGAGAGGAAUUUAUUUUACUAUUGCCACCCAUCGUUGUUCGAGCAUCGGCCGGGAGGCUCGCGAUGCUGUGUUACGCAGGAGCUUUAGCAAUGGUGCUACUGAGUAUUAAUUUAAACACUCGUGUACUGUUACGUUAUUAAAUCCGCCACUGUGCACGCCGCCACCGCCACCACCUUCCACGUACCGCUUUGCAGAAACCCCUCCCUGCUCGCCGGAGACCCCUGGGCAGCGUGACGCGCUCGGGGCCGCCCCGGCUCCCCCGUCCCAGGCGGGUGUGCGAGCCGCCCUGCGCUGCGGGCUCGGCCUCUCGGCACCUUUUUUCCUAAGCCUUGAAGUGUCGGUGCUCCCGAGGGCAGGCAGAGCGUGGCAGGCAGAGCACGGCAGGCACGCUCGGCCAAGCCUGGGUGCGUGGCCGGCAGCGACCGCAUCGGCUUUGUUAGGAAGACCUUUAGCCUCCAAAAGUUGUACCUGUUUUGUACAAAAAAGAAAAAAAAAAAGGAAAAAAAAAAAAAAAAGACAGACUGUUUCAAGGUCUAUUUUAACAACAAAAUGCUAUUUUGUUAUCAAAUCUAAUCAAGUCUUUUUUUACUUUACGGCUUGGGUGACCGUGGUGCGCUGUACCAAGCGGUUCACAUUGAGCAAAUGGUUUAAGAGUAACCGCUUUCGUAGCCCGGAAGCCUGACAGCAGUUAAACCGCCGCUAGUUUGGGAAUAGAGAAAGGAGCUAUAAUUUUGUGACUUUUCUGAAGAUAAAAAGGACAGAACUACAGGCGUGGAGGUGACAGCGAACAAGCCCACGGAGAGCCAUUAGAUCUAUCCGUUCGUAAGCAAAAAUCAAUAACACCAACUCAUCGUACUUGCGACAUAACCACCGGGACCUUCGGUUACCUGGGAGGCAGAAGUCUCUUUCCACAGGGAGCAAUAAAAGCCAGUUCUGUUAAGUUUUUUUGGUUCAGAAGUUGGACAUACUUAACAAAACAGGUGAGCAAGUUUUAUUUCAUCUCAGGGAGAGAUUUUACAUAAGCUGGGGCCAUAACUGCAGUUCUAAAAAGCCUGAUUUCCGUGUUCUUCGCACAUCCCACCACCAUCCAUCGCCCCACGCGAGCGCCGCUCCCCACCGAGGCCGGCUCCCGCCCGGACCCGCUCAGCCGGCGCCUGGCGAAGGGCGGGACGAUGACGUUGGGGGCGCCGCCGCCACCACCACAACUCGGCCAGACUUGGCCCGUGUCUCACUGCAAUAAAGCGCGAGGCCCCGUUGAACGCCCGGCGGUGGGGAGGGGUGGGAAUAAAGCCCUACGCCGGCGUGUCUCGCCGCCGAGGACGCGGCCGCCCGCUGACAGCACAAGGCCGAGGAGGGUGUCGUGUACGGCCGCAGCUCUUGAGCAGGCGGGAGGGCGCCGAGCGCUGCCAGGAGAUGGAGGAUCGAUUUUUUUACAUGAUAUCCCUUUUUAUGCAACAUAGCAAAAUUAACUUAGUGUAGUGUUCCUACCUCAGUCCGUAGUCAAUGGUGUUUCUAUGCAGUGCGUGAUAGUCCCGAACCCGCCGUUCUUUUUUUCCUCCACCCCGGGUUAAAGAUGCAGCGUGCCCUCCUCCUCCUCCUCCUCCCUGCUGAUGUGCCGCGUGAUGUCGUAACAGCACAGCCCUCCGCCGGCGAGCGCCCGGCCCCGCGCCCCGUGAGCCAGCGUCCUGCCGACCGCGGUGCCGCCGCCGCGCGCUGACCUUGGAAACCCUCGGCAUCGGCUUGCGCUAGCGUAGCGAUACGUGCCAGCCCUAGGUUACCGCUGCAGGUUGUGGUUUUUUUUCCCACCCAGCGUUUUACUGCAAAACCACGAGAACUGGUGAUUUCACAUUGUUUGUUUUUCCUGUACGUUCCAUAUUAUGUCUGGUGUUUCACUACCUGUUAGUUUUACCUGUCUUUCUAUUAAAAUGUUGUUUCCAUAGAUUCUUAUAUCAGAGAACAAAAAAAAAUAAAUCUCCUAAUAGCAGACUGCAUCUUUAAGCAGUAGAUGGUAAAAAUACCUGAAAAUGUGAAUUUCUUAGUUUUCAUAAAAAAAAAGAUCUAGCAAUUAACCUUUCAUGUGCCAAAUACUGUAAGUUACAUUUUUUUUUCCUUCAAAAUGUACCUUUUUCUACAUAUUCAGUAUCUUAGUUAGCAUAAAAUCAUUGGUGCCAUGAAAAGUAUUUUUAAAUUUAAAUAAAUAUUUAAAUAUCACGGAA